Molecule: messenger RNA, 1212 nt
Organism: Monoraphidium neglectum
Lineage: Eukaryota; Viridiplantae; Chlorophyta; Chlorophyceae; Sphaeropleales; Selenastraceae
Exons: 5
Coding region: 1-1212 (403 amino acids)
Source: RefSeq, a predicted model, not a curated record
AUGUUGCCUGCAGCACAACGAGCCGGCGCUGCAGUCGGCCUGAAUGUCCUGCCUGCACUGGCACGCGCUCUCACCGUGGUGGCAUGGGGCCGCAACGCUGAGUAUGCCUGCGGCGUCGAGCAGGUGCCGCUGGUCACGCGCCCCACGACGCUGCUGGACCUCCAUGGACGCAGCGACAUCGUGGCCGUGCGCGCCGGCAAGCUCAACAGCGCCGCAGUAACAGCAGCGGGCGAGGCGCUCACGUGGGGGGACGGCAAGAGCGCCAAGCUGGGCCACGGCAACGACGAGCACGUGCCGGCGCCAGCCCGGGUUGAGUCCCUGGUCGGCCGCGCUGAAGUGUCAAACCUCGCGCUGGGCGACCAGCACUCUCUCUUCCUCGACCGCGCGGGCGGGCUGUGGGCGGUCGGCUGCUCGCUGGAGGGCCAGUGCGGGCUGGGCACGCCCAUAGAGGAGCUGGCCCGGCAGCACAGACGCGCACUGUAUGGCUCCAUGCAGGUCGAGGCGCUGCUGCGCAACCGGCCCUCCGCGUCUGGGGCUGCCUCGGGGCGGCACGAGGCGUACCUCAGAGCUUUUGCGGAGGCGCACCGCACGAUCGCGGAGCAGCGGCAGCGGCAGCAGCAGCGGCAGCAGCACGCGCGCCAAGCGCUGGCCGCCUCGUUCCUGCGCCCGGCGGCGGCGCGCGGCUUGGGGGCCGCUCAGUAUGCCGGCGCGAUCGGCGGCGGCGGCGGCGGCGGCAGCCAUGGCGCGGCGGCGCCGCAGCUGGGCAUCUCAUCCUCUGGCAUCUGGGGGGUGGACAUCGAGCGCCACCUCAGCGCGACCGGCCUGCAGCCGGGCGUCGUGCACGUGCCCACGCGCGUGAUGGAGGCGCGGCAGUUGGACGCGACGUGGGGCCUGGGGGACGGAAACGGCGGCGGCAGCGGUGGUGGCAGCAGUGCCACGAUGUCCGACCCCUUGGGUUCUGCUAGCAGCCGCGACAGCAGCAGCAGCAGCAGCAGCAGCAGCAGCAGCCGCAGCAGCAGCGGAGGCGGCGACAGCAGCAGCGACAGCAGCAGCGGCGGCGGCCUGGAGCACGAGAGGGUCGUGGGCGUCGACUGCAGCCGCUACUUCAGCAUCGCCGUCACGCACAAGGGGGAGCGAGGGCGGCGCCGUGGCGGUUGCUGCGGGCGGGACGGGCGCGGCCUGCCUUACUGCGAGGUGCGGGCUGCGCCAUGA